Molecule: messenger RNA, 3687 nt
Organism: Metarhizium brunneum ARSEF 3297
Lineage: Eukaryota; Fungi; Ascomycota; Sordariomycetes; Hypocreales; Clavicipitaceae
Product: Vegetative incompatibility protein HET-E-1
Biological process (GO): ubiquitin-dependent protein catabolic process; transcription initiation at RNA polymerase II promoter
Cellular component (GO): transcription factor TFIID complex
Molecular function (GO): RNA polymerase II general transcription initiation factor activity; ubiquitin protein ligase binding
Source: RefSeq, a predicted model, not a curated record
AUGAUAUCAACAAACCCAGUCUCACGUUUGAGGCACUGGUUGGACAAUGUCAAAAACGCAUCCAAGCUUGACCAGAAAUUCAACCACAUGUACAAGGAAGUCCUUGACGAGGCAGCGGUCGGCCUUGAUAGACAUGAGAAACAGCUCCUCGAGGACGUACUUCGCUCCAUUUUCCUUCUCUUUACCCCGCUUUCUUCCAAGUGCCUAGCGGCCCUUCUUGGCAAGAACGACCGCGAUGUCGAUUGUUUGCUCCCGAAUCUCCAUGCAGUCCUCGACAUUCAACAUGGGGGCCCCGUCAAGAUACUACACGAGUCAUUCAGAGACUACCUUCUAGACCAAGAAGGCGCAUUUCGGGUGGAUGCCCUAGAAACACAUAUGAUGCUAACAAGGAACUGUAUGGACCGGAUGAAAAGGAACGGCAAGGGGCCUUCCCAUGGGCUGCAUAGAGACAUGUACGGUAAUGGGGACUACAGCACAACAACGAACGAUAUUGGGCACGCCAUCAACAAUUUUAUUCCGCCAGAUCUUGAGUACGCCUGUCUGAAUUGGGUAAACCACCUUCAAAGCUUUCAACAGGACUUGGGACAGAUCAUCGACGAAGACAGGAAUGAGGCUUUACUGCAAGAGAUGCCUGCUCUGUUGAAGGAGGUCAAGACAUUGCUUGACGAGCAUUUACUUCACUGGAUUGAGACUCUAUCUCUACUGGGCAGACUUUCAGAUGGCAUAUCAUCCAUCAAACAGCUUCGGACUAUACUACUGUCAAGAUACGAUGCCGCCUCCAACUUCGAUGCAUUCCUGAGAGACGCCGAAAGAUUUGCUCUGAGCUACGGUUUUAUGAUCGAGCGGUUUCCCUUGCAGACUUACGGCGCCGCGCUUACGUUCUGCCCGACAGACAGCCAGGUUAGUAGGAGACUAGGAGUCGAGAGGUACCCAGAUAUCCCGACCUUAAGAGGUGCUAGAAUUGGCUGGGAUCAUUGUUUGUACACGCUCAAGGGUCAUGGUGGUUCGGUUAAUGCCAUCGCCUCCUCAUCGAGCCGUAAAAUACUGGCAUCUGCCUCAAGCGACAGAACUGUAAGGCUCUGGGAUGAUGUUACAGGGGCUCACAAACGCACGCUCCAGGGCCACCGCGGUUAUGUGUUGGAUAUAGCGUUCUCUCCGGACGGUAAUACACUCGUGUCCGCUUCCAGCGAUUGUCAAGUAUGGGUCUGGGGUGUUAAUGAAGGCAAUCAUAUAAGGACGCUCGAGGGUCACAGAAACUGGGUCAACUCUGUCGUCUUCUUAAGUAACAGUACAAUCGCGUCAGCUUCAAGUGAUUGGACCAUAAAUCUCUGGGACAUUAACCACGGCAUUUGCAAGACGGUUUUAAAGUCUCACAGUGGUUCAGUGAAUGCGUUGGCCUCCUCGCGCAAUGGCAAAGUGCUCGCAUCAGGCUCAUCUGAUCGCACAGUCCGCAUCUGGAACAUCGCAGAGGGAACCCCCAUAAUGACAUCACUGGACCACGAUGGUUCUGUUACUGCCCUUUCCUUCGCGACAGACGGUCGUUUCCUUGCAUCGGCCUCGAGUGAUAAGGCCGUGAGACUCUGGGACGCAGAUACAGGCUCUCAAAUAAGGAUGCUAGAGUUCCAUGGCGACUGGGUCAAUUCUGUAACUUUCAUAAACAACAUUACACUGGCAACAGCUUCAAGCGAUCGGACACUACGGUUGUGGAACAUCACCACUGAUAAUACGCAGAAGUUUGAGGGCCCUGGUGGCUGGUUCAAUUCUACUGCCUUCUUAGCUGAUCGUAAUAUACUCGUAGCAGCUUCGAGCGAUCGGACACUGCGAAUGUGGGACGGCAUCAUGGGGGGUUCUGAACAGAUGCGCGAAGGUCAUGAUGGCUCUGUUAACGCUGUCGCCUUCUCUCCCGACGGAACGUGGCUCGCGUCAGCUUCUAGCGAUAGGACCAGGGUGCGAUUUUGGGAUGUUGAUGAAGGCACUCUCAUAAAAACACUUGCAUACCGGAACCACAUUAUAAGAGACGAAGGAACCACUGAAGACCACAGCCGUUACGUCUUGGCCAUCGCCUUCUCACCUAAUGGCAAGGUAAUUGCUUCAGGUUCAAGUGAUUGGAGGGUACGGCUUUGGCGCAUUGAUGAAAGUGUUCCCUUAACGACGCUUGAAGGCCACCGUAAUUGGGUAAGAGCUGUUGCCUUUUCAACAGACGGUAAGUUGCUCGCGUCGGCUUCGACCGACGGGACGCUGUGUCUCUGGGAUGUCGAGAAAAGGAAUGACGAAACGUCGAUCUACGAGGAUUCAGCUUCGAGCAUUUUAAGGGAACGGUAUUGUGACGCCGAUAGAAGGACCCAUGACCAGGAUUGGGUCAGAGCCGUCGUCUUCUCCCCGGACGGCAAGGUUCUCGCGUCGACUUUGACCGACGGGACGGUAUCGCUUUUAGACCUCAACAAAGUGAAUAGCAUAAGGACACAUGACUUCUUGGCCGUCGCAUUCUCACUGGACGUAUUCAAUGGCGCUGACUAUCUCUUCACAAAGUUGGCAGACUACUUGAAGAAUUAUCUCGAACAAGUUAUUGACGAAACCAAGGCUCAUACUGGUGAAGGGCUGCUCACCUUCUACAAUCGAGAAUGGCCCCGCUAUACCGAAGCCGCCAAGUAUAUCAAUCAUAUGUUCCAGUAUCUCGAUCGUUUCGUUGGACAAGCGACUGAGGAAGGCACCACCAGCAUCUACGAUGUCUACACCCUCCACCUUGUCCAAUGGAGGAGCGUGAUAAUCGGCAGUAUUUCCGAGAACAUCAUAGAGGGUGUCCUGGGGUUGGUUGAAAGGAAGCGAAACGGCGAGAUCAUCGAGAAUGGCAUAAUCAAGCGGGUUGUUGAAUCCUUUGUUUCGCUGGAUAUUGACCACGAUGACCCGUUAACGACAUAUCGAUACUAUUUCGAGACACCGUUCUUGGAAGCAACGAGGCUGUAUUACCGUGCGGAAAGCAAGCACUAUCUCGCGGAGAAUGGUGUUGUCGAGUAUAUGAGGAGGGCCGAGCUACGCCUGGAUGAAGAGGAUGAAUUAGUGCGGGCUUGUCUCCAUCACAACACUGCAGAUCCGUUGAGGCAGAUUUGUAUCCAAGUUCUCAUUGCCGAGCAUUCUGAAAUUCUUCGAAACAACUUUCAGUCCUUACUCGACACCGGAAGAGAAGAAGAUAUGGCUCGUACGGUCAAUUUGCUCUCCCGCAUGCCAGAUGGUCUGGCUCCUUUACUUUCAAAGUUCGAGACUCAUCUACGAAAAGCAGGCUUAUCCGCCGUUAUCAAUGCCGCAUCAGCUGCCGAGAAGCUAGAGUCUAAACUCUACGUCGGCCCUGUUUCCGCCCAAUAUCAUGAUCUUGUCAGGUGGGCUUUGAGUGAAGAUGGCCAUCGGACGAGAUCAUCGGAUAAUAUUUGUAGAGAACUUGUCAGCCAGCUCGACGUCUGCAAAUGGGGAUCGGACAAGUUUCCUGAGUCACUUUCCAAAUAUAAUGCCAAACCUACCGAGGCCGAAGGCUCAGCGGAUGUUAUAUCCAGUACUGAAGAUUGGAUAGCUCGAGAUGGACAUAAUCUUUUGUGUCUUCCGCCAGAUUACAGGGCCACAUGUGCGGCGCGAUGGAAUAACAUUCUUGUCCUUGGACAUAAGUCUGGUCUAGUAUCAUUUUUUCAACUGCCAUGA